Messenger RNA from Nelumbo nucifera (sacred lotus), 1653 nucleotides. It is a transcript of the gene ARP2, whose product is annotated as actin related protein 2. The record is from RefSeq and is a predicted model, not a curated record. Lineage: Eukaryota; Viridiplantae; Streptophyta; Magnoliopsida; Proteales; Nelumbonaceae.
AUCGCUUAGCUUUCUCUUUUUUUUUUUUUUUUUUCUCUCUCUGCAACUCGCACCUUUUUAACUUGAGUUUCCAAACCCUAUAAAUUCAACGCCAAAUAUCUGCUUCUUCGAUCUCUCCGUGCCUUUUCUUCGCCAUGCACACCCUCCUCUGAAUUCUCUUGUGGCGUUGGAUUCCUGUUUAUUCGUGCCCCGUCUGAACGACAACCGGUAGUGCAAGAAAAACACAACAGUAGCCAACUAAUGGACAACAAGAAAGUCGUCGUCUGCGACAACGGCACCGGGUAUGUUAAAUGUGGUUUUUCCGGAGAGAAUUUCCCAACCUCUGUGUUUCCUUGUGUGGUUGGAAGACCCAUACUGCGCUAUGAAGAAUCACUAACAGAACAAGAGUUGAAGGACAUUGUUGUGGGAGAAGCUUGUGCAGAUUUGCGACAUCAGUUGGAUAUAUCAUAUCCUGUUAAUAAUGGCAUUGUGCAGAAUUGGGAAGAUAUGGGCCAUGUAUGGGACCAUGCAUUUUUCAAUGAAUUGAAGGUUGACCCAACAGAAUGUAAGAUAUUACUCACAGAUCCACCUCUUAAUCCUUCAAAAAACCGUGAAAAAAUGAUAGAGACGAUGUUUGAGAAGUACGGUUUCACAGAUGUCUUCAUUCAAAUCCAAGCUGUUUUGACAUUGUAUGCUCAAGGCUUGCUAACUGGUCUAGUUAUCGAUUCUGGUGAUGGUGUUACUCAUGUGGUUCCAGUUGUUGAUGGCUACUCGUUCCCCCAUCUCACAAAGCGAAUGAAUGUGGCAGGCCGGCAUAUUACAUCUUAUCUUGUAGAUUUGCUCCUACGGAGAGGGUAUUCAAUGAAUAGGACUGCAGAUUUUGAGACUGUUAGGGACAUCAAAGAGAAGCUCUGCUAUAUCAGUUAUGAUUACAAACGGGAAUACCAAUUGGGACUGGAGACUACCAUCCUUGUUAAGAAUUAUACUCUGCCAGAUGGAAGAGUUAUUAAAGUUGGCACUGAACGGUUCCAGGCUCCCGAGGCUCUUUUCACUCCAGAACUCAUAGAUGUUGAAGGUGAUGGAAUGGCUGAUAUGGUAUUCCGUUGCAUUCAAGAAAUGGAUAUUGAUAACCGUAUGAUGCUCUACCAGCACAUAGUUCUAAGUGGCGGGAGUACGAUGUAUCCUGGAUUACCAAGUCGUUUGGAGAAAGAAAUUCUUGAUCGCUAUCUUGAAGUUGUCUUGAAGGGAAAUAAAGAUGGGCUAAAGAAACUACGGCUGCGAAUAGAGGAUCCACCACGAAGAAAGCAUAUGGUGUACCUUGGAGGUGCCGUCCUUGCAGGAAUUAUGAAGGAUGCACCAGAGUUCUGGAUUAGUCGACAGGAAUAUCUGGAAGAAGGUCUUGCUUGUUUGAGAAAGUGCGGUCAGGCAUGAUUGAAGCAUUUGUGCUUAUGGUACCUGGAAGUGUCUAAAACCAGCCAUUGUAAGGCAUUUAUGGGGGUGAGAAUCAUCAGUAUCGUUUGUUUGGAUGAGAAAUUAUGCCUCGUAUGAUCCAUCAUAUCUUUAUUGUUAAGAGUCAAGACAGACCGUUGAAUUUGAGCCGACUAGCAAUUUAUUUGAACUAAUUGCUAAUUGUUUUUUAAACCUUGUUUAUCAACGGCUUUCAUAUUUGGUAUC